This is a messenger RNA of Medicago truncatula (barrel medic), 1432 nucleotides long. Its product is annotated as ornithine carbamoyltransferase, chloroplastic. The record is from RefSeq and is a predicted model, not a curated record. The transcript has 5 exons. NCBI's taxonomy places the organism in Eukaryota, Viridiplantae, Streptophyta, Magnoliopsida, Fabales, Fabaceae. Bases 59 to 1162 code for a protein of 367 amino acids. Gene Ontology annotation, cellular component: intracellular membrane-bounded organelle. Gene Ontology annotation, molecular function: amino acid binding; ornithine carbamoyltransferase activity. Gene Ontology annotation, biological process: L-citrulline biosynthetic process.
GAAAGAACAAAAGGUUUAACGAAACGAGUGUUAGUGUGAGUUAGAAGAAAAACAGAAAAUGGCAAUACUUUCUUUCAACUUUUCAGUGCAAUCAGAGAGAUCAAGCUUCUUCCCAGCUGUGCUUCCAUCAUCGUCUUCUUCUUUAUCUCAAAUUUCCUGCCCUAGAAUUUCCACGUCCCAUUUUCCCCUCAAAAUAUCGUGCCAUGUCACUUCCAUUGAAUCAGCUUCUGUCGUGGAAAAAACCAAGGUGAAGGAUUUUAUUCACAUAAAUGAUUUUGACAAGGAGACUAUUAAGAAGAUCUUGGACAGGGCCAUUGAGGUGAAAGAAUUAAUAAAAUCAGGGGAAAGGACAUUUCAACCGUUUAAAGGUAAAACAUUGGCAAUGGUGUUUGCAAAGCCAUCAUUGAGAACACACGUCUCAUUUGAGACUGGCUUUUCAUUGUUGGGUGGACAUGCUGUGUACUUAGCACCCGAGGAUAUCCAAAUGGGGUCAAGAGAGGAGACUCGUGAUGUUGCUCGUAUCUUGUCUCGCUUUACUGACAUUGUUAUGGCUCGUGUUUUUACUCACAAGGACAUACUUACUCUUUCAAAGUAUGCAACUGUACCAAUCAUCAAUGGAUUGACAGAUUACAAUCACCCUUGCCAGAUAAUGGCUGAUGCCAUCACUCUAAUUGAGCACCUUGGUCGGCUUGAAGGCUCCAAGGUUGCGUAUGUUGGAGAUGGAAAUAAUGUUGUCCAUUCAUGGUUGGAGCUUGCAAGUUUAUUUCCGAUUCACUUCACAUGUGCUACUCCAAAGGGCUUUGAACCAGAUGCAAAAACAGUUGCGAAGGCACGCCAAGCUGGAAUCAGCAAGAUUGUGAUAACUAAUGAUCCUAAAGAGGCGGUGAAAGGAGCUGAUAUUGUUUACACUGAUGUUUGGGCAAGCAUGGGGCAAAAGGAAGAGGCUCAAAAGCGCCGUUUGAUGUUCAAGGGAUUUCAGGUGGACCAAAAUCUCAUGGAUUUAGCUGGCUCAAAUGCAUUAUUCAUGCAUUGCUUGCCAGCAGAAAAAGGAGUGGAGGUGACCGAGGAAGUUAUUGAAGGUCCAAAGUCAAUUAUCUUUGCACAAGCUGAGAAUCGAUUACAUGCACAGAAUGCCAUAAUGCUACAUGUGCUUGGCGAGUAACUAGUUAUCCUGGUGAAUGAUGACCAUCUUGGCAGAAUAAAAUAAAACUCGAUUAACUUCAAUAAUCGACACUGAGCCGAGUCUAUUUCACAUCCAAUGAAGAAAUAUCGAGUCUAUGUAAUUUCAAGUGUUUGGUUUCAGUUUUCUAUUAUUAAUGUUUUCUUCGCGGGUAUUGUGAUCUGUCGAACAUGUUUUGGGAUCAUGUAUUUGGCUUGUAUUGUAUCAUUUAGAGUUCUGGAAAAGAAUCUGUGAAUUUAGAGUUUGUGAGCA